Molecule: messenger RNA, 1647 nt
Organism: Naegleria lovaniensis
Lineage: Eukaryota; Heterolobosea; Eutetramitea; Acrasida; Naegleriidae
Exons: 2
Coding region: 1-1647 (548 amino acids)
Biological process (GO): protein folding
Cellular component (GO): chaperonin-containing T-complex
Molecular function (GO): ATP-dependent protein folding chaperone; ATP binding; ATP hydrolysis activity
Source: RefSeq, a predicted model, not a curated record
AUGUCUUAUAUGAUGCAACCAAGUAUCAUCCUUCUGAAGGAUGGAACCGACACCUCACAAGGAACAGGUCAACUUUUGUCUAAUAUUGAUGCCUGCUAUGCUGUUGUGGAUGUCGUAAAAACUACUCUCGGUCCAAGAGGAAUGGAUAAACUCAUACAUGAUGGUCGUAGAGCCACCAUCUCCAAUGACGGUGCUACCAUUGUCAAAUUAUUGGAUGUUGUUCAUCCAGCUGCUAAACUUUUAGUAGAUAUUGCCAAAUCACAAGAUAGUGAAGUCGGUGAUGGUACUACCACCACAACAGUUCUUGCAGGUGAAUUCUUGAAAGAAGCUAGACCAUUCAUUGAAGAAGGUGUUCAUCCACAACUAAUUAUUAAAGCAUAUAGAGAAGCUUGUAGAGUAGCACUAAAGAGAUUGGAAGAAAUUGCCGUACCAGUUGAUAAGACAGAUAUUGAAAAGACAAAAGAUUUGUUGAGAAAGAUUGCAAGAACUUCACUUUCAUCCAAGUUGAUUGGUGGUAUUGAAAGCGAUCACUUUUCAUCAAUGGUUGUUGAUGCUGUACUUUCAUUAGAUGAAGAUUUGGAUAUUGAUUUGGUUGGUGUGAAACAAGUUCCAGGAGGAUCCAUGCAAGAAUCUUUCCUUGUUAGCGGUGUUGCUUUCAAAAAGACUUUCUCCUAUGCCGGAUUUGAACAACAACCAAAGAAAUUUGUUAAUCCUAAAAUUGUUACUCUAAAUAUUGAACUUGAAUUGAAGGCAGAAAAGGACAAUGCUGAAAUUAAGUUGAACGAUCCAGAACAAUAUCAAUCAAUUAUUGAUGCAGAAUGGAAGAUUAUUUAUGACAAGUUGGAAAAGAUUGUUUCUAGCGGUGCUAAAGUUGUGCUUUCAAAGAAAGCCAUUGGUGACCUUGCCACUCAAUACUUUGCAGACAGAGGUAUUUUCUGCGCAGGCCGUGUGGCUGAAGAUGACUUGCUUCGUGUCACUAAAGCAACAGGAAGCAAAGUUUUAACAACAGUUUCAAAGAUUGCUGAUGAUGACUUGGGUGCAUGUGAACUUUUUGAAGAAAGACAAGUUGGUAACGAAAGAUAUAAUAUUUUCACAGGUUGCCCUCAUGCCAAAACGGCUACUAUUAUUUUACGUGGUGGUGCUGAGCAAUUUAUUGCUGAAGCUGAAAGAUCAUUGCAUGAUGCUAUCAUGGUUGUGAGAAGGACACUAAAGAAUACAUCAAUUGUAGCUGGUGGAGGUGCUGUUGAAAUGGAUUUGAGUGCUCACUUGAAGAACUAUGCCAGAAGUAUUAAGGGUAAAUCACAAUUAAUCAUUUUGGCCUUUGCUAAAGCUCUAGAGGUAAUUCCAAGACAACUCUCUGAAAAUGCAGGUUUUGAUGCUACAAAUAUUUUGAACAAGCUCAGAAAGAAGCAUCAAGAGAAGGAUGGAGUGUGGUAUGGUGUUGACAUGAAGACUGAAGACGUUGCCGAUAAUUUUAACAACUUUGUUUGGGAACCAAGCUUGAUUAAGCGAAAUGCUCUUGUAUCUGCUAUCGAGGCUGCUACACUAAUUCUCUCAGUUGAUGAGACUGUAAAGAAUCCAGAAAGCGAACAGCAACAACAUGAUGCUCAAAGAAAUGCAGCAAUGUUCGGAAAGAAUGCUAAAUAA